Messenger RNA from Phytophthora nicotianae INRA-310, 411 nucleotides. RefSeq lists its product as hypothetical. The transcript has a single exon. Bases 1 to 411 code for a protein of 136 amino acids. NCBI's taxonomy places the organism in Eukaryota, Oomycota, Peronosporomycetes, Peronosporales, Peronosporaceae. The record is from RefSeq and is a predicted model, not a curated record.
AUGCGUCUCUUCAACAUGACCCUUGUGGUUCUUGCGGCCCUCCUCCUUGCAGGUGGCACAGCAGUAUCAAAUGCCGAUCAGGCCAGUGUGUUGAACGUGGACGUUGUUCACUCCUCGCGUAUUCUCUCUGGCGAGGACAAGAGUUUUCUUCGACGCCAUCCAACCGAACUCGACGAGGAAGAGAGGGGUGGCGGGGCUAAUUUGUUCUCUGCGCUGAAGCAGCACAGAAUGAAGACGGAUUUGGAUUACCGCUUGAAGGUGUUUGCACGUUGGAAAUACUAUGAAAAAUCCAUUGACGACGCAAAGGAACAUGCGACCAAACAUCUCGCUGAUGCGUACGAAGAAUUCUUGAAGUCGAAGACGAGGUCAGGGAUUGAGAUGAAUCCGCUCCGUAUCCACAGGCAAGAUUAG